Molecule: messenger RNA, 1370 nt
Organism: Aureobasidium pullulans EXF-150
Lineage: Eukaryota; Fungi; Ascomycota; Dothideomycetes; Dothideales; Saccotheciaceae
Product: aldo-keto reductase
Exons: 3
Coding region: 128-1051 (307 amino acids)
Molecular function (GO): oxidoreductase activity
Source: RefSeq, a predicted model, not a curated record
GAGCUUUGACCAUACAAUGUUGCCUUCACGAUAGCAUCGUCGUCUGGUCCCACUUGCCAGCCAUCAAGUGUCGUCAUGAGUCUAGCUAGCUCCAGUAUUUGUUGACCCCUCAUGCAUAGCUACAGCCAUGUCGCCUCUCCAACGUCUCUCAGCUCUCUCUAAUCAACUGAUCGGUUCUUCAAAAGUACAGAAUCGCGCAUACACCAUGUCUUCCCAAUUCACCCUCCAGUCUACUCUUGCUCUGCCGAACUCGUCGGUCAAGAUUCCCGCUCUUGGUUUCGGUGUCUACCAGUCGCAUGGCCCUACCUGCAAGAAGUCAUGCUUGACUGCCCUCGAGGCCGGCUAUCGCCACAUCGAUAGUGCACAGUACUAUGCGAACGAGCAGUUGGUGGGUGAUGCCGUCAAGGAGUCCAACGUCGAUCGCAAGGACGUCUUCAUCACUACCAAGAUUCUGAGCCCCGGCAAGGAUGAGGAGGAGACAUACCAAUCACUCGUCGAGAGUGUGAACAAGAUCGACGAGGGCGGCUACGUUGAUCUGUUCUUGAUCCACAGUCCCAGCUCUGGCCCUCAGGGUAGAAAGACUAUGUGGACUGCGCUUGAGAGACUGCACAAGGAGGGCAAGGCCAAGGCAAUCGGUGUCAGCAACUUCGGCAAAGGUCAGAUUGAGGAGUUGAAGACCUUCGCUAAGGUCUGGCCGCCGCACGUCAACCAGAUUGAGCUGCACCCCUGGAACCAACAGCGUGUGGCUGUCGAGUACUGCCAAGCCAACAACAUUGUCGUUGAAGCCUACUGCCCGCUGGUCCGCAACCAGAAGGCCGACGACCCGACACUCAAAUCGCUAUCCGAGAAGUACAAGAAGUCGACCGGCCAAGUCUUGAUUCGUUACUGCUUGCAGAAGGGUUGGGUUCCUCUUCCCAAGAGCGAUACUCCCAGCAGAAUCAAGGACAAUGCAGACAUCUAUGACUUUGAGAUCAGCAAGGAGGAUAUGAGCAAGUUGGACGACCUGGACCAGGGUGCAGCAGGUGCCAUUGUCCAGGCCGUAGACAACUAAACUGCAUCAUGUGCAGCAAAAGGAGAUUAAAUGUUAUGCAUAAUAGUAGCAGCAUGACUGUUUGUUACAUCUGCAGCAGCACCUGCAUGAACACAUACAAACCCCGUGUUCCUGUCAACGUGCGAAAACCAAAAGCGAACCUCCUAUUUCCUUAGUCAAUGUUUCAGACCUGGAGAACUGCUCCAACGUGCUGGACGAUGUAUGAUGCAUUGGAUGUGUUGCAACACGAGCAACGGUCAUCGUGUUUACUUCUUUCUCUAUGUAUCCCAAAGAUAGAUCGGCACAUCUCAUCUCCCAAAUAUAAUGACAUGCUCGGGAC